ACAGGGUUCGGGGCUCGGAAGGAGGGCAUGCUUAGGGUAAAGUAAAGUAAGACGAUGACUCUCUCUCUCUCUCUCUGUUAGGGGGCGGCGGGCUGGGCUGGUGCAUGGGGCUGGGCUGGCUGCUUUGGACGUGCAUCAGCGUCUCUGUUUGCGCUGCUUGGAUGCCUGGGAGCGGACUGCAGCAGAGAGAGCGAUGCAACAAAGCGCCGGUCAAAUGGCCAGUCACAGGGCGCAAGGUCAAACACGGCAUGGGCGCAAGAUGAUGGCUCUGUCUGAUGAUUAUUGACGGAUGGAGCAUCCAUCCUUUGCACCGUGUCUGCACGACGCGCGCAUGGCUAACCUCAGCCGCUUACGGCGACGGCUGGAGCUGGGGCGAGACCAAGUACAGUAGAGAGAAUAAAACAAGUUGUAAAGCUGGGA
Molecule: messenger RNA, 420 nt
Organism: Cucurbitaria berberidis CBS 394.84
Lineage: Eukaryota; Fungi; Ascomycota; Dothideomycetes; Pleosporales; Cucurbitariaceae
Exons: 1
Coding region: 105-263 (52 amino acids)
Source: RefSeq, a predicted model, not a curated record